AUGACUUUAUCUGACUUUGCCACAUGGCUCUUAGCUAUUGGUGAUGGGCAUAUAGGUGUGCCUGAUAAGGAUGACCCACGAGACUCAAGCUGGAUAGAAAUCUCAUCUUCACUCCUAAUAUCACCUUCCCCUAAUUCAUUACAGACCUUAAUAGAUUUCGUGUAUGGGGAUGAUACACUUAAUCAGUCGACUGCGUCACAACUUUUAGCAAGAGCAAUAGUUUGUCCCACAAACGAGUCAGCGGACGAGAUAAACUGUCAAGCUCUCAAAAUGGUCGCAACAGCUGCCAGGGUAUACAAUAGUACUGACACCAUGCAGCCCAUUGGAAAACACACAUCAGAUUUUGAAGACCUCUAUCCAAUCGAAUAUCUAAACCAACUAACUUUUCCAGGAAUACCACCCCAUGAGCUUCUACUUAAGGUGGACUGUCCAAUAAUUCUUUUAAGAAACAUAAAUCAGAAGGAAGGUUUAUGCAACGGUACCAGGUUGAUUGUUUCACAAUUGUUACCAACCGUUAUUGAAGCAACGAUCAUCACGGGCACCUUGAUCGGAAAACGUGUGUAUAUACCACGCAUAAAGUUCAUACACAAGUCAUUAGAUUUACCAUUCGUAUUCUCACGCAAACAGUUUCCAGUUAAAGUUUGUUACGCAAUGACUAUCAAUAAGAGUCAAGGUCAAUCGCUACGUAAGAUUGGAAUCUAUUUGUCACAACCCGUUUUUGCGCAUGGACAACUUUACGUAGCCCUCUCCCAAGCAACAUCACCGGAUUCGAUAAGAAUACUGCUAAACAACACUGAUACAUGUAAAAACAACGAAACAAAAAAUGUCGUUUACAGAGAUUUACUACAAAAAGUUACUUCAACUGAGAUUACAGAAUGCAAACAACAAAUGACGACAAUUUCCGAGCUCAAAGCUGAGGGUAUUGGAGGCCCCUUACAGGUUAGAAUACUACACAAAUGGAAACACGAUAUCCGACAAUACGAAACCUGCUGUCCUAAAUUAGACAAGUAUCAAAAGGUUCUAGAAAACGAUUUCUAUAUUGAUGUUGGUCUGAAGUCCACCAUACAACGAAUUCCAGACACAAUCACAAUUCCAAAAAACCUGGUUUCAAUUCGUAUCAAAGUCAAAGCUGAUUGA
Molecule: messenger RNA, 1137 nt
Organism: Lactuca sativa (garden lettuce)
Lineage: Eukaryota; Viridiplantae; Streptophyta; Magnoliopsida; Asterales; Asteraceae
Molecular function (GO): ATP binding; helicase activity
Source: RefSeq, a predicted model, not a curated record